UGAGCCAGGGCCAGUAUGAGACAGCGGAUUCUAGAGCGGCAUCAUGCAGUAGUUACUGAGAGCAUCUGUUCUGCUGUACCAGCCUCAUCCCUGCUCACAGCCGCCUGCACACCCUGCCCAAUCCUCCCCCAGAAGCAUCACACAACCCAGGACCAAGGAUUUUGUGAUGCCCCCAAAACGGAGACUUUCAAAAGAGAAGAAAGAUCCAAAGAAACCAGAGAAUACAACAGCUGCGUCGAGCAGCAGCCAGGAUAAGGCAAACAAGUCACAGGAAAAGCUGGUUCGGGUUGCGCCAGCCAAAGGUCCUGGACGUCGCGCCAAAGAGGACAUUACAGUAUCUACCCCAGUUAUUCAUACGAGUGCCUCUGCGCAAUCAUUGCCGGACAAACUUCAGGAAACCAUAAUGUCGGAUAAAAGUGACCUUAAGGCGGAACUAGAAAGGAAGAAGCAACGCUUGGCCCAAAUCCGAGAGGAGAAGAAACGCAGAGAGGAGGAGAGGAAAAAGAAAGAGGCCGAACAGCAACAAAAGACAGAGCCCGUUCAUGAAGACACGGACCUGGACCGCAAAAGACGCGAGACAGAAGCCUUACUGCAGAGCAUUGGGAUCUCUCCGGAGCCACCUUUAGUCCCAACCCCGGUGUCGCCUUCAUCCAAAUCAGUGAGCACGCCCAGCGAGGCGGGCAGUCAGGACUCCGUGGACGGCACCAUCAUGGGACGGAAUAUUCCGAACAGCCUCAUGGGGACCCUGCAGUGGGACACUGAUCCUUCCGUUUUGCAGCUUCAUUCAGAGUCUGAACUCGGACGGAGGACAAUUAAACUUGGCGUCUCGAAGAUCACACAGGUGGAUUUCCUGCCCCGGGAGGUUGUGUCAUAUUGUAAGGAGACUCAGACACCGGUGACCACCCACCAGGCUGAAGAAGAGGAAGAGGAUGAGGAAAUGGUGGAACUUAAAACAGACCACGAUUCUGAAUUUGAAAACCAGAAGGAGAAGCAAGAUUCGAAAGAAGUUCCUCCUAGGGAACUGACCGAAGAAGAAAAACAGCAAGCAGUGCACUCCGAGGAAUUUAUAAUCUUCUUUGAUCGAACGAUCCGUGUCAUUGAGCGAGCCCUGGCGGAAGACUCCAAUAUAUUCUUUGACUAUAGCGGAGGAGAUUUGGAGGAUAAAGAAGGGGACAUUCAAGCCGGGGCCAAUCUCUCCUUUAAUCGACAGUUCUACGAUGAACAUUGGUCGAAACAUCGGGUGGUCACUUGUCUUGACUGGUCGCUGCAGUAUCCAGAACUAAUGGUGGCAUCUUAUAAUAAUAAUGAAGACGCCCCUCAUGAACCCGAUGGUGUCACCUUGGUAUGGAACAUGAAGUUCAAGAAAACCACUCCAGAAUAUGUAUUCCAUUGUCAGUCAUCGGUGAUGUCUGUCUGCUUUGCACGGUUUCAUCCAAAUUUGGUGAUUGGCGGGACAUACUCUGGACAGAUAGUACUGUGGGAUAAUCGCAGCCACAGGAGGACUCCAGUUCAGAGGACGCCACUUUCUGCUGCAGCACACACGCAUCCUAUCUACUGUGUGAACGUGGUGGGGACGCAGAACGCGCACAACCUUAUUACUGUUUCCACAGAUGGUAAAUUGUGCUCCUGGAGUUUGGAUAUGCUUUCAGCUCCGCAGGAAAGUAUGGAACUUGUCUACAAUAAAUCCAAGUCAGUAGCAGUGACUGGGAUGGCGUUCCCUGCUGGAGAUGUUAACAAUUUUGUAGUAGGGAGCGAGGAGGGGACGGUUUACACGGCAUGCCGCCAUGGAAGCAAAGCUGGCAUCAGCGAGGUGUUUGAAGGGCACCAGGGCCCGAUCACAGGACUGAACUGCCACAGCGCCGUGGGAGCCAUUGACUUCUCCCAUCUGUUCCUGACAUCGUCCUUCGACUGGACAGUAAAGCUGUGGACAACAAAGCACAACAAGCCGCUCUACUCCUUUGAAGAUAACGCAGACUAUGUGUACGACGUCAUGUGGUCCCCGCAGCACCCUGCGCUCUUCGCCUGUGUGGACGGGAUGGGCCGCCUGGAUCUCUGGAACCUGAACAGCGACACCGAGGUCCCUACCGCAAGCACAACUGUGGAAGGAGCAUCUGCGCUUAACCGUGUCCGCUGGGCUCAGAGCGGCCGAGAGGUGGCGGUCGGCGACUCCGAAGGUCGGAUCUGGAUCUACGAUGUCGGAGAGUUUGCUGUUCCACACAGUGAUGAAUGGGGCCGGCUUGCCCGUACUUUGGUCGAGAUUCGUGCCAAUCGAGGUGAUGGGGAAGAAGAAUCUGGAGAACUGUCAACCUGAUUGCCCAAUGUACGCCACCAGCAGCACAGUAUUUAUUUGUAACUGAAUGUACCGGUAUCUCCAUUAUUUUUUGCUGUGAUCUUUCAAAUUGCCGCCAGUCCAGCUCCACUUUCAGCUUCUUGUUUAUAUAGUGCCCAGCCCAGCCGAGACAUCCUGUCGUCUCUCCAUAUUGUGCAGACAAUCUACACUCGUCUCCUGUCCUUCCCUGGUCGACAAAUCUUUCACUGUGUGCCAGUAUUUUAAUUAAAUGCAGUAUAUCAUAGCCAGCACGCCAGUUAUUCCUAGAAUUAACAUUUUUUUAUAUACAUAUUCAUCCACUAAGAAUUGCUCCAUAUUGCAGAAUGAGUCAUGCACAGGUUUGUUCAGGCCUGAGACAUUCAUAUUCUUCCAAAACAUGGUGAUGGUGGUGGCUUUGUGCCACAAAGCACAACAUGGCAGGCAACAAGCUCCAUGAUCUUGUUCAUAGGAGUCAACACUGGAGAAGUUACUCCUAAAUGAGUGAAAUUAGUUUAUUAGGAAAACAGGUUGAUAAAGCGUGAAACAACCACAUAGAUCGGUCAGAAAUGAGCACAGAACGAUAGUCAUUUCCCUUCACCCACUCUUGGCAGGUAAUAAAAAGUACAUCAGGGACAACAAUGAAAAAGGUUGCUCUAUGUUAAUGAGAAUACAAAAUCAAAGCUUUUGCAAGGCACAAAGGAACUUUUAUUAUAUAUAUAUAUAUAUAUAUAUAUAUAUAUAUAUAUAAAAAACCAUUGUACUUGAGAGCCCAUCAAUAGUUGAUUGGUUUAGGUCCAACCUUUGGGACCCAUGCCAAUAUGCAGCCUCAUUGCUCAAGUGAAUGGGAUGACCACAUUAUGAAGCACAACUAUUCACACAGAUGAGCCGAUCUUACCUGUGUGACCAAUGCGCUUGGGUUUCAAACUUUAAAGGUAUGACCAUUUCCACCCACAUGAACCAAAAAUUGAAGAUGUAUCUUAAAGUGGGGAUAGUCUAGGUUCCAGAGAACCCAAUAAAUACAAUAAAACUGUAAUUGCUCUCAACAUUCCCUCACAAGGUGGAAGUAACAAAAACAUGUGAAAUGGUGAGUUAUUGGGGGGGGGG
This is a messenger RNA of Hyla sarda, 3412 nucleotides long. RefSeq names its product dynein cytoplasmic 1 intermediate chain 1 (gene DYNC1I1). Gene Ontology annotation, biological process: transport along microtubule. Gene Ontology annotation, molecular function: dynein light chain binding; dynein heavy chain binding. NCBI's taxonomy places the organism in Eukaryota, Metazoa, Chordata, Amphibia, Anura, Hylidae. Gene Ontology annotation, cellular component: cytoplasmic dynein complex. The transcript is spliced from 19 exons. Bases 167 to 2311 code for a protein of 714 amino acids. The record is from RefSeq and is a predicted model, not a curated record.